AUGGUCACGAGAUAUGGAAUGCAGCAUAGGGGACAUCGUGUCAGAGGGGUGCAGAAUGAUGUUGCAAUAAAACAUAAAAUCAAGAUACAAGCUUUACUUUACCCUCACUUACAGGUAAUUGAUUCUUAUUUGCCAUCUCACCAAGAAAAUGAGCAUGGUAUAGUUCUGACAAGAGACAUAGCCAUAAAACUUGUGAGUUUAUAUCUUACUAAGGAUGAAACAUUUCCCCAAGCAAUGAAAAGAAACCAGCAUAUGCCUCUGGAAUCAAGACAUCUGUUCAAGUUUGUUAACUGGAGUACUCUCUUACCCAAGAAGUAUAGAAAGGACCAUGUUUAUACUGAGCCAAUUCUUGGAAGAACUAGUUACUUAUUGCCAGCACUUAUGGAUAUCAGAGCAUCACCUUUGUUGGCCAAUGAUUCACAGUUACAGAAUUUGCCAUCAACUUACAUUCUUACCUGUGAAUAUGAUACCUUGAGAGAUGAUGGACUUAUGUAUGUUUCAAGACUUCAGAAUGUUGGAGUUCAAGUUUUUCAUGAACAUGUUGAGGAUGGAUUCCAUGGGGCUUUAUCAUACAUGAGAUCACCACUGUAUUUACAUCUAGGUCUCAGGAUAAGAGAUAUGUAUAUUAGUUGGCUGGAUAAGAAUUUAUAA
This is a messenger RNA of Hipposideros armiger (great roundleaf bat), 651 nucleotides long. RefSeq names its product arylacetamide deacetylase like 2 (gene AADACL2). The record is from RefSeq and is a predicted model, not a curated record. Gene Ontology annotation, molecular function: hydrolase activity. Bases 1 to 651 code for a protein of 216 amino acids. The transcript is spliced from 2 exons. NCBI's taxonomy places the organism in Eukaryota, Metazoa, Chordata, Mammalia, Chiroptera, Hipposideridae.